AUGAGACUCCACUCCGACUCCCUACUACCUCACUUCACCUUGCGGAUAUCACUUGUGGAAUUGGCAAGUAUAAGUAUCUUUGGCUUUAAUUUUCCUAAAAUUCUUGAUUUUGGGGCGAGAUACAGAAUGAGUUUUCCACUCACCCCGCCUCCAGAUACUGGGAAAGAAUCCAUUGAUACUCCAAUAUAUCUCAUUCCUUUGUCAAAAUCAACUUGCUCCUCCUUUCGGUUGCAAACAAAUCAAAAAAGACUAGCUCCCUCAACAAUUCCAUCGCAUAUUUCCGACCUGGAAGAUCUCGGCCCGGUCUGGAGAGCUGGAGUUUCCAACGCACUCAGGCUAGCACCGAGACUCGAGAUAACCCGUUACACACUCGGGUCAGACAAUAAUAGCGAUAUUGUUAUUAAAACAAAAACUGAAGAUGAAUGUUGGGUGAAUUCCCAGCAUUGCCAGCUCAUCCCAGAUCCUGACGGGGCUGCCAUCACUGUGUCCAAUACAUCAAGGACGACUUUCACCGUGCAGAACAUUGACAAGCGCGACCCAGAGUUGGAAAUUUUGCCAAAACGCACCAUUUCUAUUAGCCACAGUAAUUGGUACCUUACGCUUGGACGAGGGCUCAAAAUCCUUGUGAUUGUUUUGCCGCCCCAUCCAGAUAUCCACCAAAGACCGCUCAUCCACAGGAGGUCAAAAAACCCCACCAAACCGCGUUUGAAUGAUAAAACCGCUCUUUCCUCAACUCCAAAGAGAAUACCCAAAAGGAAAAACGGCAGAAUCGUACGCCCUAAAAAAUGUCAAGGUCACAAGACACAUGAAUCUGUGGCGUUCACUCGCAAAAUCAACAUACCGAUUCCUAAGCGUGGUACCAGUGGCGAAAGCAGCAGAAGGAAAGAAAUCAUCACUUCCACUGACAAAACUCGGGUAUUCAAAUCCCAGCGCUGUGGGAUCGUCGUUGCAGCCAAAGAAUUUCAGGAUACAAGGUCGAAUUCAGCAGCUAAAGUCUGGGAAAACGAGAAGGCGAUUCUGGAACAUUUAAAGGGACACCAACAUCAACAUAUUGCGAAUGUAGUAGACCAUGACGAGCCUCUUCGGAUUUUAUACCUUGACUACAUUGCGGGGAUAGAUCUUGAGAAGAGGGUCACUCCAAGUGGCUUUUCCACGAUAACAGAAGUUCAAAAACACAUUAUAUGGACGGACAUAAGCAGUGCCUUGGAAUUCCUUCACAGAGAGGGUGUGAUCCAUAAUGAUGUCAAACCGCCGAACAUCGUUUUAAGCGAAGAGAGGGCAGUUCUUUGUGACUUUGGGUUAGCCACAAUGGGUCCCGAAGAGCACUAUUGGGGCACGGCGCCCUAUGUUUCUCCGGAUAUUCUAGUUGAUGAAAAACGGUCAGAGCCUGGUGAUAUAUGGGCCCUAGGAGUUACUAUGCUCUUUGUGAUCGGCUUGAUCCCGCUGCCCAAACGUUCCUGGGUUAUCAAAGAUAUAACGAACGAUAAAUCGAGGGCAUUACUUUCAAUGAACCGCUGGCUACAGGAAAUCCGGCAGACUUGUGUGCGGAUUCCUGAAAAGUUUAGCCUGCUUCGACGCAUGCUCACUGAAAAUAGAGAAGAACGAAUCACUGCUACUCAGCUUUCAGAAAGUCUUACACACAGAUCACACCUCAAAGUUCGUUAA
Messenger RNA from Aspergillus chevalieri, 1665 nucleotides. RefSeq lists its product as uncharacterized. NCBI's taxonomy places the organism in Eukaryota, Fungi, Ascomycota, Eurotiomycetes, Eurotiales, Aspergillaceae. Bases 1 to 1665 code for a protein of 554 amino acids. Gene Ontology annotation, molecular function: ATP binding; protein kinase activity. The transcript is spliced from 2 exons. Gene Ontology annotation, biological process: protein phosphorylation. The record is from RefSeq and is a predicted model, not a curated record.